Messenger RNA from Debaryomyces hansenii CBS767, 798 nucleotides. RefSeq lists its product as uncharacterized. The transcript has a single exon. Bases 1 to 798 code for a protein of 265 amino acids. The record is from RefSeq and is a predicted model, not a curated record. Lineage: Eukaryota; Fungi; Ascomycota; Pichiomycetes; Serinales; Debaryomycetaceae.
AUGAUAAGACAAAACUAUAGUUUAGCUAAUGAACUAAAGGACAAGGAGAGGAAGCAACAAAGUAAAGUUCAACAACGACAAAAACGUCAGUUUAAAACAGAGAAACUAUCUGCGGCAGAUCCAAUACGAAUAUUCAGACAAAUUGAAAGACUAGAGCUGAAUAAUGAUAAGACAGAAAGAGAUUUACUGUAUUUGAAAAACCUUAAAAAUGAUUGGGAAUUUAUAAAGAAGAAUGGUUUACAUAAAGCAAAGGUUGAGUCUUUUUUGAUUCAGAAAGAACAAGAAGAAAAGGCCAAAGUGAAAGCUAAUAGUAAGCUAUGGGGGCUGAAAUCGAUAUACUUUAACCCCGAAUUGAAUCCACUUGGUAAAGUGCCGGGAGAAAACUUACUGGAAAAGCCUAUAUUUCAGUUACCAAACCAUACAAAGCCUUUGAAAUCGCAUGUGUAUACGAAUUAUGCGAAGGAUCCGCUAAUUGAUACUUUAGAACUUGUUUUACCCGAAGGAGAGCCUCCAAAAUUCUAUAAAAUGGUUCAAAAUACUCAACGAGAUAACACUACCAGUAAUGUUCCAUCUUCUAAUACAACGAAUGCUCCAAGUGCUGGUGAAGUUAUACUGUCGUCUGAAAAAGGUAUAAAUAUGCUCGUUCCAUCUGCUCUUCUAAAGAAACCAAACAAGAAAGAGUCUGAUCAUAAUAGUAGAGAAGAUGAAUACGACAAUGAAAAUGAUUUUGCGCCAGAAGAAGAAGAAUAUUUGAUAGCGAUAGGAAAACUUCCUUCGAAAAGAAGUAGAAUCAGUUAA